This is a messenger RNA of Nicrophorus vespilloides, 1214 nucleotides long. RefSeq names its product C3 and PZP-like alpha-2-macroglobulin domain-containing protein 8. Lineage: Eukaryota; Metazoa; Arthropoda; Insecta; Coleoptera; Silphidae. The coding region runs from base 103 to 969 and encodes 288 amino acids. The transcript has 2 exons. The record is from RefSeq and is a predicted model, not a curated record.
CGACCUCGACAGCAAUUCCUGCAGUUCGAAUCGCACCUCAGUCUGAGAAGCACAAAUUCCAUUCAUUUACCACAAGGAAUACUUUGGACCAUCUUCCUCAUAAUGGCGUCACCAAUUGAAUUGUCGACCGAAGAUAAAUUGGAAUACAACUUCCUGCCCAACAGCAGCGGGGUUGUACAGUUCCGCGUGAGGGCUGCCAACGAUGCGCAUGUGGCGUUGACCACCGGCGCCGCCGAGUCUGAUCCCAUGUAUGAGGUCUUCAUCGGCGGAUGGAAUAACCAGAAAUCUGUUAUCCGCAAGAACCGCAGCAAACCGGACGUCGUCGAAGUUGAGACCCCGAACAUUCUGAGCGGAGGUGAGUUCAGAGGAUUCUGGGUGCGUUGGAACAAUGGCACCAUCUCCGUCGGAAAGGAGGGCGAAAGCGCACAGUUCAUGAGCUGGACCGACAGCGAGCAUGUGCCCAUCGCCUACGUCGGCGUCUGCACCGGUUGGGGUGCCAAUGGUUCAUGGAUCAUUGAGCAACCACAGGAGACGGCAGCUUGCGGCACCAUGUGCUGGGUGGCAGCAAGCGACGGCUCCGUCCCACCGAGCGCCUUCCCCGCCGGCGAAGACAACGGAGAGACCAUGUACAUUUCUAGGGGUCAGUUCCAGGGCGGACUCAUUCCCGGCAAGCUGAUCUCCUCCCAUGGCGCCGCUUACAUCGCCUGGGGCGGUGAGGAGCACGCCAUCAAGGACUACGAGGUCCUGUGCGACUUCAACGGCACCUGGUGCGCAACUACUGCAAACGACAUCCCGUCCAACGCUGUCGCCGCAGGACAGAGCGAAGAAGGCGAGACCCUCUACGUCGGUCGCGUCAACCAUGAAGGUUGUUUGACCAUUGGCAAGGUCCAACCAUCCCACUCCACCUGCUACAUCCCAUAUGGAGGACAGGAACUUUCCUUCGGCGAUUACGAAAUCCUCGUCAACUAGACGAAACAAUCGCACGAAGACGAUGCAGCAAGAUAUUGAACACGUAAAACGCAUUGGCAUGCUUUCGUUCUAAGCUCUUAGCAAACCAGUCGGAACACGCAAAGCUUACCAAAAAGAACAACAACAAAAUAGAAACAAGCUUUUAUGAAAAUCGGAAGUAUGUUAAUGUUAUUUCAUUUUUUAUAUAUCUUACGUACAAGACAUGUUAAUAACUGUAAAAAUAAUUUAUUUAUUUACACACUUAA